UAGUAGCGCUACAAACAGUCACCUUUCGUAUUUUGUAUCAGCUUUCCAGAGAUUUCCACUCUUUUACUGGAUUUAUUAAGCACCCAACGUAAUUAAUAAAAAGUGUCCGAUUGAAAAUAUGCCCGUAAAGGUGGAUAUAACACCGCUACCGCCGGCAAACUCAAAGCAACCAGGUGUUACUAAGUCUCUGUUGUACAACGGGUCCAAGUUCCACGGUUUCCAGAAAUCCAAAGGGAACUCGUACGAAGUUGAGGUCGUACUUCAGCACGUGGACGAAGAAAACUCUUACCUUUGUGGUUAUCUCCAAAUAAACGGGUUAACAGACGAAUACCCAACACUUACCACGUUCUUUGACGGCGAAAUAAUCAGCCAAAAGUAUCCGUUUUUAACCAGGAAAUGGGAUGCCGAUGAGGAUGUUGAUCGAAAACAUUGGGGGAAAUUUUCUUCGUUUGAUCAAUACUCAAAAACUUUUAACUCGGAUUCUUUCGAUUAUAAAUCUUUAGCCGAUACGGACUACGUUUUUAUGCGGUGGAAAGAACAUUUUCUUGUACCUGAUCAUACAAUAAAGGAUAUCAGUGGGGCCUCUUUCGCUGGAUUUUAUUAUAUCUGCUUUAAGAAGUCGGAUGCGACCAUCGAGGGAUAUUAUUAUCAUCGUAGCUCAGAGUGGUACCAAUCGUUAAAUUUGACCCACGUCAAGGAGCACAGCAUCCAAAUUUAUGAGUUCAGGUGAAUCGGAGGCGCUAAUUACUAAAAAAUCUAAAUUCUUUUUAUUUUAACAAACUCUGAAAGGUCACUUUUAUGGAUUUACAAUUUUUGUGAAUACGAUGUAAUCGAAAGACUGAUAUAAAUAUAUUGUAUAGGGUUAAAUGACAUUAAAAAUUAAAUUAAUUGAUGAAUUGGUGUGUAAAAGUGGCCUUUUGAGGACUUUCCGGAGGAUAAUCGGAGGAAAAUUUUAGGUUAUAAAUGAUUUUUUUUUCUUUUAAUUCGGUAUAUUUAAUUAGAGCUUUACCAAUAGAAGUAUUUAUUUUUAAAUUAUGUUACUUCGCAUGUAUGAAAUGUUUAAAUAUAUUUUUUGAAUUGUUUUUAAAUGUA
Molecule: messenger RNA, 1092 nt
Organism: Onthophagus taurus
Lineage: Eukaryota; Metazoa; Arthropoda; Insecta; Coleoptera; Scarabaeidae
Product: glucose-induced degradation protein 4 homolog
Biological process (GO): protein catabolic process in the vacuole; proteasome-mediated ubiquitin-dependent protein catabolic process; protein targeting to vacuole
Cellular component (GO): GID complex
Source: RefSeq, a predicted model, not a curated record